Zingiber officinale is the source of this 1380-nucleotide messenger RNA. RefSeq names its product L-3-cyanoalanine synthase 2, mitochondrial-like. The record is from RefSeq and is a predicted model, not a curated record. Gene Ontology annotation, molecular function: cysteine synthase activity. Gene Ontology annotation, cellular component: cytoplasm. The transcript has 10 exons. Lineage: Eukaryota; Viridiplantae; Streptophyta; Magnoliopsida; Zingiberales; Zingiberaceae. Bases 115 to 1194 code for a protein of 359 amino acids.
UUGGGUGUUUUUAUUUUUUACGAGCUACUUCCCUAGUGCCUGCCUAUUUAUGCAAACUCUCGCAAUGGAAUCCCCCGCACUAACUCGAUUGAGAUCGAGAGGAGAGCUGAGGAAAUGGCAAGGUACGUGAAGGAACUCAUCAGAGGGGGAAGCAGCAGGCUUUCCCUUCACCAGAAGGGAAACCCCUCCCUCUUCUCCACUCAACGAGCUGUGGAUGCUGCCUCACCUCGGAUCUACAAGGAAGCCUCACAGCUUAUUGGGAGGACGCCACUUGUGUAUCUAAACAAAGUAUGUGAAGACUGCCAUGCUCAGAUUGCUGCCAAGCUGGAGUUUUUCCAACCUUCAUUUAGUGUCAAGGAUAGGCCGGCUGUGGCCAUGAUAGAAGAUGCUGAGAAGAAGGGGCUGAUAACUCCAGGAAAGACCACACUGAUUGAGCCCACAUCUGGAAAUAUGGGUAUUGGACUUUCCUUUGUGGCUGCACUAAAAGGCUACAAACUUGUGCUUACUAUGCCAUCAUACACAAGCCUCGAGAGGAGGGUGGCCAUGAGAGCUUUUGGUGCCAAUUUAGUGCUCACUGAUCCAACCAAAGGAAUGGGAGGAACGGUGAAGAAAGCAUAUGAUCUCAUGGAUUCUUAUCCAGAUGCCUUCAUGCUUCAACAGUUUGAGAACCCUGCAAAUGUCAAGGUACACUUUGAAACUACUGGCCCUGAGAUAUGGGAAGAUACUCUUGGCCAAGUGGACAUCUUUGUAAUGGGAAUUGGGAGUGGAGGCACUGUGACUGGUGUUGGGCAGUAUCUAAAAUCAAAGAGCCCUAAUGCAAAGAUAUAUGGAGUUGAGCCUGCUGAAUCAAACGUUCUUAAUGGUGGCCAACCAGGUCCUCAUCUUAUCACUGGCAAUGGAGUUGGCUUCAAGCCCAAGAUUUUGGACAUGGAUGUAAUGGAAAAAGUUCUGGAGGUGAAAAGUGAGGAUGCUGUAAAGAUGGCUAGAGAAUUAGCAAGAAAAGAAGGGCUUCUGGUAGGGAUAUCCUCAGGAGCUAAUACUGUUGCAGCACUUGAACUUGCAAGAAUGCCAGAGAACAAGGGCAAACUUAUUGUGACUGUUCUUCCAAGCCUGGGGGAGAGGUACUUAUCAUCUGCCUUGUUUCAAGAAUUAAGGGAAGAAGCAGAACAGAUGCAACCUGUGUCAGUCGACUAGUUCGGGCUGCUUUUACCAACAACCACUACUCGUGAGUCACGGCCAGACCGAUGAGCCAAAUCGGUUAAUUGUGUCACAAAAAUAUGGUGAAACUUUGUAUUCUGUACUUCGGUUGUCUCCUUAUGGUAAUGGAAGUUUUUCUGAUAACAACUUUCAUUAAAUCUAUUUAAUAAAAGUAGCAAUAAA